Messenger RNA from Juglans regia (Persian walnut), 963 nucleotides. RefSeq lists its product as uncharacterized. The coding region runs from base 1 to 963 and encodes 320 amino acids. Lineage: Eukaryota; Viridiplantae; Streptophyta; Magnoliopsida; Fagales; Juglandaceae. The transcript has a single exon. The record is from RefSeq and is a predicted model, not a curated record.
AUGGUGCUUAUCUAUGUAGAUGACAUAGUGAUAACUGGAAAUGAUGCAACUGCUAUACAAAGUCUCAAACAAUUUCUUCAGCAGCAAUUUCAUAUUAGAGAUCUUGGUCUCCUUAAGUAUUUUCUUGGGUUGGAAGUUGCAAGGUCCAAAGUAGGUAUUGUUAUCUCUCAACGAAAAUAUACUUUAGAAAUCAUAGAUGACGUUGGAUACUUGGGUGCUCAACCAUCAAACUUUCCCAUGGAAAUGAAUCUGAAGCUCACAGAUUAUCAAGGUGAUCUGCUACAUGAUCCAACUCGCUACAGGAGGUUAGUUGGACAACUAAUUUAUCUCGCAAUUACAAGACCAGACAUUACAUACUCAGUUAAUAUUCUAAGCCAAUUUAUGCAUGCUCCAAGAAAGCCUCAUUGGGAUGUUGCUCUUCGCAUUAUCAAAUAUUUGAAAGGCAGUCCUGGUUUAGGUUUGUUGUUCUCCUCAAGCAAUUCCUUUGCCCUGAAAGCUUAUUGUGAUACUAAUUGGGUAAACUGUCCGAUGACAAGAAGAUCAACUACAAGUUAUUGUGUGCUUUUAGGGAAUUCAUUGAUUUCAUGGAAAUCAAAGAAGCAGAAAAUAGUUUCAAGAUCAUCCUUAGAAGCUGAGUAUAGUUCCAUGGCAACAUCAACCUAUGAGCUAACUUGGCUUAGAUAUUUGCUCAAUGAUAUGCAAGUUUCUACAAGACCAGCAAGGUUGCUAUGUGAUAAUCAAGUUGCUCUCCACAUAGCAGCAAACCCAGUAUAUGAGCGCACCAAACACAUAGAACUUUAUUGUCAUGUUGUAAGAGAAAAGAUACAAGAUGGUCAGAUCAUCACCGAAUUUGUUCCAUCUCAUUUGCAGUCGGCAGAUGUUUUUACGAAGGCUCUUGGAGGAAAUGUGUUUAAGGAAUUAAGAAUCAAGUUGAACAUGUUGAAUAUACAUGCUCCAACUUAA